AUGAUCCCCCAAACCGCCCCCCGCAGCACCCUCGACCCAGAAGUGCAAUCCUUCCUCACCCAAAACCCUCCCCUCCGGCUCUCAGGCCGCGACAUCUUCCAAGAACGACGCCACCACGUCCAAACCUUCAGCCUGCACAACAUCCCCACCUCAAAACAGCCGUCAAUCCUGCACGUCGAGCACACCGCCAUCCCCGCCGGGCCGCACGGCACCAUCCCCCUGCGCAUCCUGUACCCAACCCGCCCGGCUGCGACCCCGCACCGCCCCUCCGACACCGACCCCGCCAGCCCGACCCCGCACAACCUGGCCCCAGCCCUCAUCUACUUCCACGGGGGCGGAUACACCGUCGGCAGCGGCGACGACUUCGAGCCGGGCUGCCGCCUCCUCGCCGAAGCCGCCGGCAUCCAGAUCUACCUGGUCGAGUACCGGCUGGCCCCGGAGUGGACGUACCCGACGCAGCUGGACGAGUACGACGCGGUGAUCGACUGGCUGCGCGGGGAGGGCGGGCAGGCGCGCCACGUCGACCCGGCCCGGAUCUUCGGGGGCGGGGACAGUGCCGGCGGGAACAUGACGGCGGCGGUUUCGCUGCGCCGUGCGGACAGGAAACUGAAGGGGCUGGAUGGGUUGGUGCUGCUGUACCCCGAGGCACGGUUGCCGUUCGAUACGCCCGCGGCCGUGGAGAAUAAUGAUGGGGCGGGGUUGUAUUUGGAUUGUAACGGGAUCUUCAACUUCGCAGCCAACUACAUCCCCGACGGUGUGGCGCCGUCCAGUCGGUAUAUCUCCCCGGGGAUGCAACCCCCCGACCAGCUGCAGGGGCUGCCGCCGGCCAGGGUGUAUACGUGUGGCUUCGAUCCGCUGCGGGAUGUCGGGGUGGAGUUGGCGAGCAAGCUCCAGGCCGCGGGCAAUGCGGUCGUGUGGCGGCAUUAUGCGGAGCUGUGUCAUGGGUUUCUGCAGAUGGCGCCGUGGAGCGAGGCGGCCAUGCGGGCGUUGAGGGAGGUGGCGCGCGAUGUGCGGGCGUUGGCGGAGGGGCGGAGCAGUGGGGAUGGGAAUGGGCAGAGCGGAGGAUAG
Molecule: messenger RNA, 1068 nt
Organism: Aspergillus aculeatinus CBS 121060
Lineage: Eukaryota; Fungi; Ascomycota; Eurotiomycetes; Eurotiales; Aspergillaceae
Product: alpha/beta hydrolase
Exons: 2
Coding region: 1-1068 (355 amino acids)
Molecular function (GO): hydrolase activity
Source: RefSeq, a predicted model, not a curated record